AUGGAACUCCGUUGGAGAAAUGCUGCUUUGCAGCUCUUCUUCAUCGCAGCCAUUCCAUUUGGUUGCUCAUACAAAUAUGAUGUAGCUUACGCGGACUACAACUUGAAUCAGAACCAGUAUGCUGUGGACCCACUAGACUACUGGGGAGAAUGGGGCGACGGCCAUGAGUAUCGUCCAUCUCCAGAGAACUGGAGAGUACCAUUCUAUACAUUAUUCCUCGAUCGAUUCGUGAACGGCGAUCCAUACAACGACAAUAUCAAUGGAACGUUGUUCGAGCAUGACCUCAACUCCAAUCAGAUGCGCCAUGGAGGUGAUCUACAAGGACUCAUCGACACCUUGGACUACCUCCAGGGAAUGGGUAUCAAGGCAUUGUAUAUCGCCGGUUCUCCAUUCCUCAACCAGCCUUGGGGCUACGACCAGUACUCUCCGCUAGACCUGUCCCUACUCGACCACCACUUCGGUACCCUCGAWACAUGGCGAAAGGCAAUAACAGAGAUUCAUGCGCGAGACAUGCACGUCGUCCUGGAUAACACAGUCGCUACACUCGGCGAUCUCAUCGGGUUCGAAGGCUACCUGAACGAGUCGGCUCCCUUUACGACGACUGAGCAUAGAACUUCAUGGAAGACUGAGAGACGGUACCUGGACUUUGAUAUCGGCAACAACUACAACAAAUCAUGUCAAUAUCCUCGUUUCUGGAACGAGACUGGAUUCCCAGUCGAUCCAUCUGUGGAUGAGAGUCUGCAGGGUUGCUAUGACUCUGACUUUGAUCAAUACGGUGAUACUGAGGCCUUUGGAGUGUACCCGGWUUGGCGAAGAYAAUUGACCAAGUUUGCUAGUGUGCAGGAUCGUCUCAGGGAAUGGCAUCCUCCUGUUCGCGAGAGACUCGAGAACUUUUACUGCAUGCUCAUCGCGCAGCUUGACAUUGACGGCUAUCGCUACGACAAAGCAGCACAGAGUACCCCAGAUGCAUUGGCCGCAUUAAGCUCUUCAUUGCGAACAUGCGCCAGGAGAUACGGCAAGGAGAAUUUCUUCAUCACUGGUGAAUUGACUUCUGGGAACUAUUUGGCUUCGAUCUACGUUGGAAGAGGCCGACAGCCAGAUCAAUUGCCAGACAAUCUCACCCAGGCAAUCACUCUUACGAACAACUCAUCAGACGAGCACUUUCUUCGAUCCUCUGACCAGCACGGUCCAGACAGUGCAGCAUUUCACUACACAGUCUACCGCUCGUUGACGAGAUUCAUGGGCAUGGAUGGAAACCUGGAGGCUGGAUAUGAUGCACCGAGGAACUGGGUGGACAUGUGGAACACUUUGAUGCUCACCAACAAUCUCAACAAUGCAAAUACUGGCGUUUUCGAUCCUCGCCACAUGCUUGGAGUCACCAACCAGGAUGUGUUCCGAUGGCCUGCGAUUCGCCAGGGGCUCGAGCGUCAAGUACUAGGGCACUUCAUCACAACACUCUUGGUUCCUGGUAUACCGAAGCUACUCUGGGGCGAGGAACAAGCAUACUAUGUUCUUGAUUCGACAAAUGCCAAUUACAUCUUCGGAAGGCAGCCAAUUUCGUCCGCUACUGCAUGGCAAUCACAUGGCUGCUACUCAAUGGGAUCUACGCAGUAUUACAAUAUGCCUCUGGAAUCAACAAGACACGGAUGUAACGAUGAUACGGUCAGCUACGAUCAUCGUGAUCCCUCUGCGCCUGUUCGCAAUAUUCUGCGUCGCAUGUAUCGUCUGCGAGAUAUGUACCCAGUCCUACAAGAUGGUUUCUUUCUACAACAACUCUCGAAUCAAAGCUGGGAAGUCCAGUAUCCCGGCUCCAGUGGAGUUGCGACGGAGACUGGCCUAUGGUCCGUCAUGCGAUCCACAUUUGCAGGUGUGCAAGAUCUGAGCAAUCGCUCCAUGCCUGGCAGCUCGACAUACUUGUCCGACACGCCCAUCUGGCUUCUGUACACGAAUGUAAACGAAACCAGGACCUUUGAAUUCGAGUGCGGAGUCAAUGUCACCGACUUGAACACCACCGCCUUGAUCGCACCCUUCGAUGCGGGAACCCGCGUGAAGAACCUAUUCCACCCGUACGAGGAGCACACUCUUGUCAACAGCACUCAAUUUCUUGGUAUCAACAAUUCUACGAACCCCAAUGGUUGUAUCGACUCAUUGGACAUGCAAGCUUUCGACUUCAGAGCAUACGUACCGAUUGAACAGUGGGAGGGCCCCGAACCUGUCAUCACCAAGUUUGAACCAGGCCACGAUGCUAGGAUUCUCUCCAAUGUUGAUGCAUCCAGUGCCGAAGAGAUUGAUGUUGGAAUUGCUUUCUCAAUCGCAAUGGAUUGCGAAAAUGUCACUCAAAGCAUCUCCUUUGCAUCGAAGACUGUGAGUGGAAAUGUGCCCAGCAUUCAGCUGGACACUGUGCGUUGCGGCCCCUGGGAAGGUGACGCAGACUCUCCCCUGGUGGCUGGAAUCCCAUCGAUGUGGUCCUGGUCGGCGACGUUGAGUGGUGUGCAUAAUGGAGUGCAUCGGAUGACUGUGAGCAACGCCAAAGCACAAUCAGGAAACUCAACUACUCGAGCCAAAGACCACUUCAUCUUCCGAGUUGGGCAAUACGACAAUCCUGUGGUAUUUCCAAGAACCGCAAACUACUCGAGUACUUUGCUCGUUAGAACGGACAACGACCAACUCAUGCUGAAUCAUACAGCGGCGGGUGCAGACCUCUUCAGAUACUCAACCAACUUCGGCACGACCUUCUCUAGCUGGCAGGCUUACGAGGGAGGUAUGCAGGAGAUUGAAAAGCAACCCUGGUCUGGAACUGAUCUUCAGCAAUGGAAGGGAGAGCACGUUCGGGUGGAGUACUUCAGUCGCUUCGCAGGCUCGUCUGAUCAUGUACAACAGGCGGAUAUUGGGAGUAAACCAAGGAGGUUUCCGCACAUGUUCCUCAAUGGACCUUACAAUUCCUAUGGCUACGAUGCCGCAUUGAAUAACGAAUUCGAACUCCAAGACAACAACGAAUGGACACUGCACUGGAUGACGGAGUGGAGUAGUUCUGGAGCAGCCGCGCAAAUCAACGUCUGGGGAAUUAAUCCUGAUGGUCAACCUGAUCAAUCGAUGGUACUCGGAGAUAUUGAUGGAGACUCGGUGCUCGAUCGACUCCCUCCAUCAUCACUCAUUCCUGUCACUCUCAACGUCACCGAAGCUCCACCAAAGCCCUAUCUGGCGUGGAGAUGGGCUGUCGAUGAUGGUAGUAUGCGAUUUCGACUUGAGCCUCGCGGGAAUAUGUGGCUACAACUCAGCCUCUACGUCAUAUUCUGGAUUCUGCCAAUAGCGAGUGGUAUAGUCGCGACUAGGACGUUCAUUURCGGAUUCUACAAAGUCAAGUUCAACAAGCUUGGAGCCGUGAGCGAGAAGCUUGGCCUACUACCACUGGCAAUCAGACAACCAUUCCAGGGACCUGGCUUUCCAUCUCUGUUGAAGCCACAGUCAAAAUUCCUGCAGGUAGAUCAGAAGCCCACCUUCGAUGGAACUGGUCAGCGUACCGUUCUUAUCGCAACGAUGGAAUACGACAUUGAGGAUUGGGGCAUCAAAAUCAAAAUUGGUGGUCUGGGUGUCAUGUCGCAACUCAUGGGGAAGAAUCUUCCCAACUUGAUCUGGGUCGUUCCCUGUGUCGGUGGCAUCGGCUAUCCAGAAGAUGAACCGGCAGAUCCAAUGCUCGUCACUAUCCUUGGAGCGACCUACCGAGUCAGUGUACAAUAUCAUGUCUACAAGAACAUCACCUACGUUCUUCUAGACGCACCUGUUUUCCGAAAGCAGACGAAAGCGGAACCUUACCCAGCCCGCAUGGACGAUAUGGAGAGUGCCGUAUACUACAGUGCCUGGAAUCAGUGCAUUGCCCAAGCCAUACAGCGCUUUCCCACAAUCGACAUCUACCACAUCAAUGAUUACCACGGGACCAUUGCGCCUCUGUAUCUCUUACCACGCACGAUCCCUGUCUGCCUGUCUUUGCACAAUGCGGAAUUCCAAGGUCUGUGGCCUAUGCGAAACAUUCAAGAAAUUGAAGAGAUCUGCCUGGUUUUCAAUCUGCCUGUUCACACGGCCGUGCAUUACGUACAAUUCGGCCAAGUCUUCAAUCUUCUACAUGCCGGUGCGUCGUUGCUGCGGAAGCAUCAAGAAGGAUAUGGCGCUGUGGGAGUGUCGAAGAAAUAUGGCCGGAGAUCAUAUGCUCGCUAUCCUAUCCUCUGGGGUCUGAGCGAGGUUAAAGCUCUCCAGAAUCCCGACCCUUCGGAUACAGGAGCCCUCGAAGCACCAGCAGUCGAUGCAUUGAAGCAAAAUAUCCAAAUCGACGAAGCUUUCGAGAUUGAGCGCCUCGAGAUGAGGCUACAGGCUCAAGAGUGGGCGGGUCUUACCAAAGAUCCCAAGGCUCAGCUCUUCGUCUUCGUGGGCCGAUGGUCUCAGCAGAAGGGCGUUGACCUCAUUGCUGAUAGUUUCCCUUCCAUCUUGGAAACGGACCCGAACGUACAGCUAAUCGCGAUCGGACCUGUGAUUGAUCUGUAUGGAAAAUUUGCAGCACUGAAGUUGGAUGUCCUGAUGAAGAAGUACCCAAAGCGGGUAUUCUCCAAGCCAGAAUUCACAGCCUUACCCCCUUACAUCUUCACAGGCGCCGAGUUUGCGCUCAUUCCAUCACGAGAUGAGCCGUUUGGUCUCGUAGCAGUCGAAUUCGGUCGGAAAGGUGCCCUUGGAGUUGGAGCUCGUGUGGGCGGUCUCGGACAAAUGCCAGGCUGGUGGUAUACUGUUGAGAGUACAUCGACCAUUCAUUUGUUGGACCAAUUCAAGGGAGCGAUUCGAGAAGCUCUGAGCUCAUCGGUCAAAAUCAGGGCCAAAAUGCGCGCCAUCUCAGCCAAGCAGCGUUUUCCAGUCGCGGCGUGGGUUCAGGAGCUGGGCGAUCUCCAGAGCGAUGCCAUUCGAUUACACGACAAGAUACGCUCAAAAAGACUGACGAUAUCAUCGACUACCACUCUGGUAGAGUCCCGCAUGUCGUCAGCGCCUGGAACGAGGCGGAAUUCCGUGGAAUUGGAUGAAGUGGCAAAGCGCUUCAAGAUCAUUCCUGGAUCCCAAAGGAACUCUGCGAUUUCUGAAAGAAGUUUCACAACUCCUAGACAGUCGGUGCUUUUACAUGAGGACGAUGAUAUCAUACGCGUUGUUCCAAGCCCGGACGAGGUACAUCCUCUACCAAAUCCUGGACUGACAUUGAGCUCACUGGAGUCGAAUAGCCAACUCCUCGCAGCGAGCGCUGCCCAAACAACGUCGAAUAAACGAGCAUCGCGACAACACAGAGAGUUAUCGCUUGGUACUGUCAUUGGCUCAAGAACAGACUUUGGGCUCCAGAGAGUCGAYCCAUUCUUCGUCGACAAAACCGGUGCUUUCUACCGCGCAUUCGAGAAGAAACUCGAGACUUUGAACGGGAAGAAUUCGGAGACCGUCAACUGCAUUGAGGAAUACUUGCUAAAGUCAGAGAAAGAGUGGGCGAAUAACGUACGCAAUGCCAAACUCGGCCGCAGGAAGAGCGACACAAAUCUCUCCAUCGGCACACAUCUACGAUCAAGGCCUCCGUCUCCCGCUCCAUCCACACUUGCUUUCCCGGAAACCCCCAACGAGAAGGAAGCCUUUAAAUUCGACGAGUACGAGCUAGGACCCGACUACAAACCUCCUCGAUAUCUUCUCAACUGGAUGCAAAUCCGUCUCGGAUCCUGGCCAAUUUACUCCUUCUUCCUAGCAUUAGGCCAAAUCAUCUCGGCAAAUUCCUACCAAAUCACCCUCCUAACCGGAGAAGUUGGCCAGACUGCAGAGAAGACUUAUAUCAUUGCCGCCAUUUACCUGAUUGCGUCCAUAUGCUGGUGGUACAUGUUUAGAAGAUUGCCAUCGCUAUACUCCCUCUCUUUAGCUUUCGUCUUCUACGGCGCAGCAUUUGCAUUCAUUGGCUUGGCACAUCUCGCGGACGCAACAACAGCAAGAGGGUGGAUUCAAAAUGUAGGAACUGGAUGCUAUACAGUUGCUUCGGCUAGUGGAUCUCUCUUCUUCGCGCUGAAUUUUGGCGAUGAUGCGGGCGGAAAGGUGGAGUCUUGGGUGUUUCGAGCUUGUAUGAUUCAAGGGACACAACAAGUUUGGGUCAUUGCGCUGUGGUAUUGGGGCAAAUUCACUUCUCAGCAGCAGCAGCAGCAGUCACAACUGGGUCAGAUUUCCAGCUCGACGGUCGUGGGGACGUGGAAGAUGACGGCCAUUUCAUUACCGAUUGCAGGAGCACUUUGGGCAGCGGGAUUGGUCCUGUUCUUUGGCUUGCCGACUUACUACCGGCAAGCGCCUGGAAGCACACCUGCUUUCUACAGCUCUGCAUUGAAGCGAAAGGUCGUUGUGUGGUUUGCAGUCGCUGUGCUUCUUCAGAACUUCUUCAUGAGCGCUCCAUAUGGUCGAAAUUGGACAUUCUUGUUUAGUAGCCAGCACGUGGAAGAAUGGCAGAUUUUGCUUUUGGCGAUUGGCUUCUUCAUUGGCGUCUGGGCCGCUUUUCUUGCAAUACUGGGUCACCUUUCCAAGGCGCAUACCUGGAUUUUCCCCGUAUUCGCGAUCGGACUCGGAGCUCCAAGAUUCGCUCAAAUUUGGUGGGGAACCAGCAGUAUUGGAUUAUGGCUACCUUGGGCAGGCGGAUUCCUCUCAAGCGCAUUGGUUUCCAGAGCUGUAUGGCUAUGGUUGGGUGUGCUUGAUGCAAUCCAGGGUGUAGGACUCGGCAUGAUUCUGCUUGGAACUUUGACACGAGAACAUGUCGCAUUCACGGUUACAAUGUGCCAGGUCUUGGGAUCUGCAACGACGAUGCUGGCGAGAGGCGUGGCACCGAAUAAAAUUGGUCCUGGGCCCAUCUCGCCAGACAUUUCACAAGGUAUCGGCGUCUUUGGUAAUGCUUGGUUCUGGAUUGGUUUACUGGCGCAAUUGGCGAUUUGCGUGGGCUUCCUCAAGGUGUACAGGAAAGAACAGUUGCAGAAGCCUUAG
Ramularia collo-cygni is the source of this 7020-nucleotide messenger RNA. Its product is annotated as probable glycosidases. Gene Ontology annotation, cellular component: fungal-type cell wall. The record is from RefSeq and is a predicted model, not a curated record. Lineage: Eukaryota; Fungi; Ascomycota; Dothideomycetes; Mycosphaerellales; Mycosphaerellaceae. Gene Ontology annotation, molecular function: alpha-1,3-glucan synthase activity. The transcript has 11 exons. Bases 1 to 7020 code for a protein of 2339 amino acids. Gene Ontology annotation, biological process: fungal-type cell wall (1->3)-alpha-glucan biosynthetic process.